AUGCUGGCGAAUUUGGAGGAGUGGAUCAAAAUGGCUACUGAUAACAAGAUCAACUCCCGGAACAGUUGGAAUUUUGCAUUGAUCGACUAUUUUUACGACCUGAAUAUUCUAAAAGACUCUGAGAAUAAUAUAAAUUUUCAGAAAGCAUCUGCUACUUUAGAUGGUUGUGUAAAGAUUUACUCUUCCAGAGUGGAUUCUGUUACUUCAGAAACGGGCAAACUACUAAGUGGCUUAUCUCAGCGGAAGAACGAACAGGCUAAUAGUAAGAAUAACAAACAACCUGGUGAUGGGAAUGAUGGAGAUUAUGAUGAUGCCGACAGUAGUGUUCAAAUUGAUGCUCUAACAGGGUUACCUGUAGGUAAAGAUUCGGACGAGUAUUUGAAGAGAAGAAGAGUACAUAAUAGAGUACUGGAGACAACGCUGGUUGAAUUCGAUAACAUAAGAAUGAAAGAACUAGAUCAAGAACUUAAUAUAGACCCGUUAUUCAAGAAAGCUUUGGUUGAUUUUGAUGAAGGUGGUGCGAAGAGUUUGCUGCUAAAUACCUUAAGCAUUGAUGAAUCUGGGAGAGUAGUGUUUGAUGCGGCUAUGAAAAAUGAACCUUCAUUGCUGAAGGAAAAAGAAUCAAAUGAAGAGCCCCUCAACGAGAACAAUUUACCACUAGAUUCUAGCAAGAGUAUGGAUGAAGACAAUUCUCAUGGUGAUAGAUCUGAUAAAAAUAGUACACCGACACCACAGACACCAAUAACAGAGCCUGAAGAAGAAGAAGAUAGUAAAGCAGACAUAACCUUGAAUAAAUCAUUUUCAUCAAAUUUUCAAUAUUCUAUGGAUGAUGAAAUAUUGGCCCUAGGUAUUGAUUACAUCAAAUUUGAUGAUAUUUCCACAUCUGACAUCUCUCCAUCUUUACAAAAUCUCCGAAAUGUCAUAGCUGACAUAAACAAAGCAAAGGGCUUUAUAGAUAGCAUAAACAACAAGUUUGAUAAUUUCCUAACCGAGGAUGAAAUAAAAGAAGCCGUUCCGGAGGAAGAAGGUCCAAAUGGAAAUGAUUACGAUGAUGGUAUAAAUCAAGAAUUGGAAUAUUCUAUGGGAAAUAAUGAAGACGUACUACCAUUCGAUAUAAAUGAUGGCGGUGACAACUUUGGAGAGGAUAAUGAGGGAGGAAUUGAUGACGAGGAAGGUGAUGAAAAUGGGGGACUGGAUUCUAUGCUUGGCAGUAUAUUAGAGAAAGAUCUUAUGGCAUAUUUUGAUGAGAAGAUGAAUAGAAAUUGGAGAGGUAGGGAGCACUGGAAGGUUGCAAACUACAAGAAAGCCAAUACCAUUGAUAACAAAUCAUCAGAACCUAACAAUGAAAUAGAAAGGGAAGCAACAGAAUCUGAAGGCACUUCAGAAGAAAAUAAAAAGAGUGACACCAAGAAAGAGAGGAAAAAACAGAUUCAGAUUGAUUUCUUAAACUUAGAUCCAAACAUCGAGAGCAUAGUAUUUGAUAGUAAAAAGAGAUCUGGUAUUGAUAUGGCAAUAAAGUCAAGAACAAAUGAUUCACAUUAUCUACUACCAGAUGAUUACCAUUUCUCUACAGAAAAAAUCACUGGGUUGUUCAUCAAACCUAAUACAAAAAUGUCGAUAUUUAACAGAGUGAAGAGGAGAAAGAUGACUGCAGCUCAAGUAGAUACAACAUCGGAUAACUUAGGUAAUGGGAUUCCACAAAUCGCGGAUGAACAAUUCUGGGCAAAUAAUUAUGAGGAGCAGGAAAAUGAGAAUAAUAUCGGCGGGAAUAAUGAUCUGGAAAGUAGCAACAUUGUUGGAGCGGAUAUAGAAAAUCCAUUUGAGGAAGAAGGUAUCGAUUUUAACCAAGCUUUUGAGGACAUGUCAUUGGAUGAGAACGAUGAUGCAGGUAAGGAUAUAUUCACUCAGAAAGAUGAGAAGGAAGAUCUGACAAAGUUACGCCAACCUGACAAGGUAACGUACUCCAGAGUCUCCAAGAAAGUAGAUGUACGAAGACUGAAGAAGAACAUAUGGAUGUCAGUUAAAUCUGUUGUGUCACAAUUAGAUGAAACAUCCGAUAUAUUACAGUUUAGAUUUACCGAUAUCACCAAGAAUCUAGGGAAAUUCUACUCACCAGAGAGCCUGAGUGACAUCUCAACAAGUUUCUGCUUUAUUUGCCUUUUGCAUUUAGCCAACGAACAUGGCUUACAGAUCAAAAGUACUGAGAACUAUGAGGACCUAACUGUAAUAUUCGAUAAAUCUGUUGUCACAGUAUGA
This is a messenger RNA of Nakaseomyces glabratus, 2256 nucleotides long. It is a transcript of the gene BRN1, whose product is annotated as condensin subunit BRN1. Lineage: Eukaryota; Fungi; Ascomycota; Saccharomycetes; Saccharomycetales; Saccharomycetaceae. Gene Ontology annotation, cellular component: condensin complex. The record is from RefSeq and is a predicted model, not a curated record. Gene Ontology annotation, molecular function: chromatin binding. Gene Ontology annotation, biological process: mitotic chromosome condensation.